AUGUCUAAGUCGCGAACUGCUUACCAACAUAAUGUACACAAAUUUCAAAGGUCGUUACUUAAUCUCGUGAUUAGUGACGCUCUUGCGGCCAUCAUUAAAUAUCAAAAUAUUUUGCUGGCGCUUGAGAACGAUAUUUUUAUGGAAUUACCUGUUGAAUUGUCAAAAAAAUUUUUCGACCCACAACACCUGAAAUUGGAACCGGCUUUCAAUGCUUACAAGGCGUCUAACAUCAACAAGUUAGCUAAUUUUAUUAAUAACAAAAAAUGUCCCACUUCUAAUCUAAUUGACUCGACCUUUGAAAAUUGGAUUGUGAAUCUCAGCAAUACGGAAAUUCCUGUCAAUGUUAAUGACGUUCUAAAAAUGGGACCCAAAUAUGGCAUUCCUUUUAAGCCCCACCGCAUCCCAACCAACAAACUUAUUUCUGAUUUUGAAUCAAAGAUUUCUUUUAUUCCCUCUGACCGCCGCAAUAUGGCUCGCCAAGAUUUUACAAACGCCUUAGAAAAGUUCAUCAACACCCCUUCUCUCAUUCACGGUGACAAGAAUAUCCUUCAUGAAAUUAAUGAAACUAAGAUCUUUCAAAACAAUAACCAGGAUUUACUUUUCUUGAAGGCAGACAAGGGAAACACGACUGUUGUGAUGAACAAACAAAUGUACGAGGAAAAAAUGCUGCAACAUCUCUCUAACAACAACGCCUACAAAGUUGUUAGAUAUGAUCUUACCUGUACCCUGCAACAGGAAGUUAAAAAAUUAACAAUGAAUCGGUCCAAAAGUAAACUCAUCUCGGAUCAACUUAGACGUCAAAUCGCAAAAACUGAUUGUUUACCACCUAGAGCCUACGGGCUACCUAAAAUUCAUAAACCUGAUACACCGGUAAGAAUUAUAGUGUCGUUCACAGAUAGUCCGACUAUCAAUCUAGCUCGCUUCCUCAGUGAAUGGAUUGGUAACAACAUCGUCCCUCCCUUGUCACGUGUAAGAGAUAGUUUUGCUCUGGUUAAUUCUAUCAGGAACUUUCGUCUCCCACCUGAUCAUGUAUUAGUUUCGCUGGAUGUUGUGUCAUUGUUUACCAAUGUUCCACAUGAUCUAGCAAAUAAUGCGGUGAAACAGCGUUGGCAUCAGUUGGUGGACAAAAUUCCUGUCCCACUUAAUGAACUCAUAAAAGCAUUACACAUCUGCUUUAAGGCUGCCAUAUUCAAAUUUAAUCAGAACAUAUAUGCUCAAACUUAUGGUUUACCGAUGAGCUCGCCUCUCUCUCCAAUUUUGUCGGAUUUGGUUUUGGAUGAUCUUGAACAAUAUUGUCUCAAUAAACUGGACUUCAAGCCUUCUUUCUAUUUCAGAUAUGUAGAUGACAUAAUCACAGCUGUUCCUUCGGAUAAAGUUGCAGAAAUGCUAUCUGUCUUCAACCAAUUCCAUCCGAGAUUACAAUUCACCUCUGAAAUAGAGUUUAAUCAUCGAAUUAGCUUCUUAGAUGUUUUGAUCAUUAAUGAUAACCAGCUCAUCAAAACAGAUUGGUUCCAUAAGGCUACCUGGUCACAAGGUAUUUAA
Neodiprion fabricii is the source of this 1542-nucleotide messenger RNA. RefSeq lists its product as uncharacterized. Lineage: Eukaryota; Metazoa; Arthropoda; Insecta; Hymenoptera; Diprionidae. Bases 1 to 1542 code for a protein of 513 amino acids. The transcript has a single exon. The record is from RefSeq and is a predicted model, not a curated record.